AUGGUCGCAGGCAGCCCCGGAGCGAGGCCGCGGCCGCGGGCCGGGCUACUGGCCCUGGCUGCGCUCUGCCUGCUCCGGCUGCGGGGCGCGCGGGCGGCAGCCUGCGAGCCCGUCCGCAUCCCCUUGUGCAAGUCCCUGCCCUGGAACAUGACCAAGAUGCCCAACCACCUGCACCACAGCACCCAGGCCAACGCCAUCCUGGCCGUCGAGCAGUUUGAAGGGCUGCUGGGCACCCACUGCAGCCCCGACCUGCUCUUCUUUCUCUGCGCCAUGUACGCUCCCAUUUGCACCAUUGACUUCCAGCACGAGCCCAUCAAGCCCUGCAAGUCGGUGUGCGAGCGCGCCCGGCAGGGUUGCGAGCCCAUCCUCAUCAAGUACCGCCACGCGUGGCCCGAGAGCCUGGCCUGCGAGGAGCUGCCCGUCUACGACCGCGGCGUGUGCAUCUCUCCCGAGGCCAUCGUCACGGCCGACGGAGCUGAUUUUCCUAUGGAUUCAAGUAACGGCAACUGUCGAGGGGCAAACAGUGAACGCUGCAAAUGUAAGCCAAUCAGAGCUACUCAGAAGACCUAUUUCCGGAACAAUUACAAUUAUGUCAUUCGGGCUAAAGUUAAAGAGGUAAAGACCAAGUGCCACGAUGUGACGGCAGUUGUUGAAGUCAAGGAGGUUCUGAAGGCUUCUCUGGUCAACAUCCCAAGGGACACCGUGAAUCUUUAUACCAGUUCUGGCUGCCUGUGCCCCCCACUGCAUGUUAACGAGGAGUACGUCAUCAUGGGCUAUGAAGACGAGGAGCGCUCCAGGUUACUCUUGGUGGAAGGGUCCAUAGCUGAGAAAUGGAAGGAUCGCCUUGGUAAGAAAAUUAAGCGCUGGGACUUGAAGCUCCGUCAUCUUGGACUGAGUAAAAGUGACGCCGGCCACAGUGACGCCACGACGGCUCAGAAGUCUGGCAGGAACUCGAACCCUCGGCAGGCACGCAACUGAGCUCCGAAAUGCGACAAUGUACGACCAGUGGACUGCCGGCGGAGACUGGCUUUGCUGGACUAGCAAAGGAGAAUUGCACGAUUGCACGUCAUAUUCCAUUGUUUCCUACAAAAAAUCAUGUGGUAACUUAUACUACUUCUGGCUCUCCUUUCCUGCUUUUCCUUCCCCUAACCACUUUCUGUGGUCUGGCAGCAAAAGAACCUUAAAAGAAUUAUAUAUUUUCUAUUUUGCUAGUCAUGGGAAAACGGCUCUUUUGCAAUACUAAUAAGAAUAAAUUAAACAUGUUGAUCACAGGGCCUCUUUGCUGGCGUUCCCAGAUGUUAUUUACUGUUCUGCACUCAGAUUGGGAAUGCAAUAUUGGAUGCAGACAUUUCUGAUAAACCCAGAGAACUAGAUAGGCUGUAAAACUUGCUCUGCGGAUCUAAUCACAGCUUCCUUUUCCUCUGCCUCUGGGCCUUCUCCUCCCUCGGAGGGUGAGGCAGCUUGGAAGCAAAGGCCACACAGCCAGAGCAAUCAGGCACCAGGAAGCAUUUACGAGAAAAUGACACACAAGAUGAUUUAUUUGCAAGAUUGGCAGGAAGCCAAAUGAAUAGCAUUCAGACCCGUGGAAAGCACGUUUUGCCCGACUGAGAGGCACAACUGAACCGUCGCUGUUGGGUUUAGCAGAAGCUCUUCGGGGUUUUGCUUUUUGGCAAUGCACUUGCUUUGUUCCUGAAUCUACUAUCCAGCAUGAGGGAAAUGAAUUAUACCUAGCCAUCUGCUGUUAGCAGCAGAGCGCCGUUUAAUUUGCUUCCCUUUAAACCAAACCAUUGGUGUGAGUCUUUAAAAAAAAUAAAUAAAUUUGACUUGUGCAUUUACCAGGAAAACAAUGUCUGUAUGCAUUUGAGACGGGGAGUGAUUUUAAAGGAAUGGAGCUCUGUAAAGUGCUAUAGUGUGUAAGACAGUGAAAUGUGGAAGUUUUUUAACGUGUGUGUGUGCGCUCACAUCCAAGCUGGAUGAAAUUACCAGGCCUAUGUACUGGUGCUGGUCAGCAAUUCACUCACAGAGUUUGUGCUUCUUAAUGCUCAGUAAACUAGAUCUUGUGAAA
Molecule: messenger RNA, 2065 nt
Organism: Echinops telfairi (small Madagascar hedgehog)
Lineage: Eukaryota; Metazoa; Chordata; Mammalia; Afrosoricida; Tenrecidae
Gene: FRZB
Product: frizzled related protein
Exons: 6
Coding region: 1-978 (325 amino acids)
Biological process (GO): canonical Wnt signaling pathway; non-canonical Wnt signaling pathway
Cellular component (GO): cytoplasm
Molecular function (GO): Wnt-protein binding
Source: RefSeq, a predicted model, not a curated record